AUGCCACGCGUUCGUCAGGCGGCCAAAGCAGCGCUGGGUGGGGUGCGCACCCCCACACUGCUCACCGCACGGUCGCCGGGUCUCACGACCGCGCUGGUGCUGCUGGCGCGGACCACCACCGGAGCCACUCCUCUGCGUAGACCCGCGACCAGCUCCACCGCCACCCCCGCCGCCUCCGCCGCCUCCGUUACUACCGCCGCCUCCACUGCCGCCACCUCCGCCACCUCCGCUCCCACCGCCACCGCCGCCGCCGCCGCCGCCUCCUCCUCCACUGCCGCACCGACCUCCACCCCCACCUCCACUCCCACCGCCACCCCCACUCCCCCCGCCGCCUCCACCUCCACCUCCACGCCCCCGCUCGCUCCUCCAGUGCCCCUGCUCCCCUUGCCCUUGCCAGGGCGGCGUCUCCGCUAG
This is a messenger RNA of Closterium sp. NIES-65, 414 nucleotides long. The record is from the annotation of a GenBank genome assembly. NCBI's taxonomy places the organism in Eukaryota, Viridiplantae, Streptophyta, Zygnematophyceae, Desmidiales, Closteriaceae.